Diceros bicornis minor is the source of this 634-nucleotide messenger RNA. It is a transcript of the gene MORN5, whose product is annotated as MORN repeat containing 5. The record is from RefSeq and is a predicted model, not a curated record. The coding region runs from base 8 to 526 and encodes 172 amino acids. NCBI's taxonomy places the organism in Eukaryota, Metazoa, Chordata, Mammalia, Perissodactyla, Rhinocerotidae. The transcript is spliced from 5 exons.
GGGUGUCAUGGAGUACACGGGGAGCCAAUAUAUUGGGGAAUAUAUAGAUGGGAGGAUGGAGGGCGAAGCUGAAUACAUCCUCCCUACGGAAACAAGAUAUGUUGGGGAAAUGAAGGACGGCAUGUUUCAUGGCCAAGGAACCCUGUACUUCCCCAACGGGAGUCGAUACGAUGCCGUUUGGGAAAAGGGAUUGGUCGUAAAGGGCAGGUACACCUUCGCGGAUGGGCUGCAGUAUGACGGGGAGAACUGGCAUUACUGCGACGGCUAUGAUCGGAGGUUUUACACGGAGAUCUGCUACGGCUUGAAGCCUGCAGGUAUCUCUCAACUCACCAAUAUGGACCCACCUAGAAAAAUCCCUAAAGGCUGUUAUGAUUGUGGGGACGGCUUCUAUAACCCAGUGACGAGGAUAGUCAAGGACUAUCGGAAUCGCUUCCUGAGAAAUGCAGAUGACGAUGAGCACGAGUGGAUCAUCCGGAAGUGUCGGAAGGGCUGGGACGAGAUCGUGGGUCACAGGCCCAGGCCGUGAGCUCUGCAGCCACCUCCGCCAGAGUUUCCUUCUGCACCACUGGCACUGCUGGCCCACGGGGCAGGCUGUUGUUCUAGAACCUGACUUUUGACUCAGGAAUAAAGACUU